UUUUCUCUCUUUCUCGGACUUCAGAGACGAUGGAGACUGAAUACGACCAAGUUCUUCGCUCCGUUGCUCAGGUGAACAUCGCCGACCAGACCGGAGAUUCCGGCGAUGUUAGCUGUGACGGAGACGGUGUAAAAGUAUUGUGCUUCACUGAAGUUUUCGAUGAUGUCACUAUCCAGUUCCAGAUCAUCCGUCUCGCGAAACAGAUUUAUGUAUGGCUUGGUUGUAACUCCGCCAAAUUUGGGAAUUUGUACGCAGCCGCUUCAACACGACCGAGCAAUACCGUGAGUGUUACUUCAGUACUUGGUGGAUCAACUGAUAACACUGGAUCUGGCAUUGCGCGUAGAUUAGUGUUGAAGACUGGACUCAAUAUAAUACUGGCUUGCAACAUCCCUAAGAACAAUCCCUUGCUCGAGGCAAAAGCUGAGAAAGUGUUGAUCAGAAAGCUGAUUGAUCUUGGUUACACAAUGCCAAAACCUGUUUUGUUACCUACGCACUCUGGUGAAGCCGAGUCUAAAGUUAUGACACCAGUAGAAGAGGACAAUUGUGAGGAUUCUCAUAUUUAUAUGGGCUUUGCUCUGCACCAGGCUAAACUUGCUCUGGAGGCUCUUGAAGUUCCCGUGGGAUGUGUUAUUCUUGAGGAUGGUAAGGUCAUUGCUUCAGGGAGAAACCGAACAAAUGAGACACGCAAUGCCACAAGACAUGCAGAGAUGGAAGCAAUUGAUCAACUUGUCGGACAAUGGCAGAAAAAUGGACUCUCACCUUCACAAGUCGCUGAGAAAUUCUCGAAAUGCACUCUUUACGUAACAUGCGAACCUUGCAUAAUGUGUGCAUCGGCCUUAUCGUUUCUUGGUAUAAAAGAAGUGUAUUAUGGAUGUGCAAAUGAUAAAUUUGGGGGAUGUGGUUCCAUUUUGUCGCUUCACUUAGGCAGUUCUCAGCCGUCAGAUAUUCUGGAAGAAGCUCAAGCAGGCAAAGGGUACAAGUGCAGAGGAGGAAUAAUGGCAGAAGAAGCUGUCUCUCUUUUCAAGUGUUUCUAUGAGCAAGGAAAUCCCAAUGCCCCAAAACCACACCGCCCGGUAGUUCAAAGAGAGAGGACUUGAGGUUAACAUGUUGCAGAUAUUGUCGUUCAUAGGACACUGCGUUGAAGGUUGCUCUACAGAACAUUCCCCAUUUUUGCUUUCAGUCCCAUAUACCAUUUACUUUUUGUUUGAUUGUUUGUAAGUUAUCAAUGAUUCUCCUUAUGUUUUUGCUACUUUUUGCACAUGAAACAAUAAGAGAUACAAUUUUCAAAA
Camelina sativa (false flax) is the source of this 1289-nucleotide messenger RNA. Its product is annotated as tRNA-specific adenosine deaminase TAD2. The record is from RefSeq and is a predicted model, not a curated record. Gene Ontology annotation, biological process: tRNA wobble adenosine to inosine editing. Lineage: Eukaryota; Viridiplantae; Streptophyta; Magnoliopsida; Brassicales; Brassicaceae. Gene Ontology annotation, molecular function: tRNA-specific adenosine-34 deaminase activity; zinc ion binding.